AUGACUACCCGCAAGAGGAAGCAAGAGGCCGAGGAGGAGCUCCAGGCCCUUCCUAGCGAUGUGAGCGAAGAGGAGGAAGAAUAUGAAGACUCCGAGCCCGAAGGAGAGGGAGUGAGUGACGAGGGCGAACAGGAGGAGGCGGAAGGAGAUUCAGAGUCUGAGGAAGAUGAGGAAGGAGAAGAAGAAGAAGAAGCAGAAGCAGAAGCAAAGCCCGAAUCUAAAGACAAAGACGAAGGCGCUCCGGCAGCCAAGAAACGGAAGACUGCGCCCGUUGUUGUCGACGAUGACGAGGCCGAGACCGGCGCAAAGAGCGAAGAAGAUGAGGAGCCCGAUGAGGGAGAAGACGUGGAAGAGAGUGCCGCUGAUACCGCUGCGGAAAGUGGCCCGGCUGCCGCUGCUGCUGAGGCUAAGGGCGAUGUUGUCCCUAAGGAGUCGGAUCUGCCCGAGAUUGAGGUGGCUGAGGCGGCUGAGGAAGAGAAGUGA
This is a messenger RNA of Penicillium expansum, 483 nucleotides long. RefSeq lists its product as uncharacterized. NCBI's taxonomy places the organism in Eukaryota, Fungi, Ascomycota, Eurotiomycetes, Eurotiales, Aspergillaceae. The record is from RefSeq and is a predicted model, not a curated record. The transcript has 3 exons. The coding region runs from base 1 to 483 and encodes 160 amino acids.